AAGUUUGUAACACCUCAACUUGCGCACGCUGAAUGUUUGCACUCCGUGGCUGAAAAGUUAUGUGUUUUCGGGACUGGAAAUAAACAUCGAUCUCGGCCUCAAGCGAGACAGCAUGGCUUCCCCCGGAGACCGGAGAGACGGCGGUGUCCAGCCACCGCGGCUGAAGAAGCGCUUGGCGCAGGUGUCGUGCCUGCCGUUCAGCGUGGAGGCGCUCAUGUCGGACAGGAGGCCGCUGAAGGCGACGGACAGAAGGGAGGGAAGUUACACUGUGACCGAUCACCAGGCGCACAGGCCGGAAGAGUUCACCAGACACUUAGUACCCAUCAAAUCAGAGCCAUCGGAACGAGGGGACUGUGCGUCCUGGAUACCCAGCCCCGUUAAGAUGUCAACACCGCCCCGACAGCUCAGUCCAGCAGUCUGCCCCUUGAGAAAGCACAAAACCAACCGUAAGCCUCGCACUCCCUUCACCACCACGCAGCUCCUGGCCCUGGAGAGAAAGUUCCGUCAGAAGCAGUACCUGUCCAUUGCCGAGCGGGCCGAGUUCUCCUCCUCCCUGUCGCUGUCCGAGACGCAGGUCAAGAUCUGGUUCCAAAACCGGCGAGCUAAAGCCAAGAGGCUUCAGGAGGCCGAGGUGGAGAAACUCAAAGUAGCGGCUGGCAUCGGGCCCAAAGCUGUGUUCCACCCAGGCAUCUCAUCCUUCGGUUUCCCCCUCAGUAUUAACCUGCAGGCUGGAUCUGCAGCGCUCUACGGACUGGGCUGCUCGUACGGCCGCAGCCCCAUUCUCCCUGCUGCACAUCUGGCCAUGUACGCCUCGCAGGUUGGCCACAGCCUGUUCCACCUCUCCUGAGAGGAAGCAGCAUUGCACAGACAAAGUGCUGUGGAUCUGAGGACAAGAGUGUAUCAUGAAGUCUUGCACCUUAUAAAAGACCUGAGUGAGGACCUAAAGUGGAGCUGAAGCUUCAUGAUCUUCACUGGUCUCAAGUUCCAAAGAGAAUUUCUGAAAGUCCUUUUACUUUUCACAAGAGAGGCACGAGGAUACAGCAUCUCAAAGAUCCUUCUUUGGUGUUUACCAAUGCUGAUUCAGCAGAGGUCACUGAUCAUGAAUGGAAUAUUGAUCAGGCCCCAUGUGUCUGAUUAUUGGCCUGAAUACCCGAUUGCAUGUAUUGUAGCCUUUUUGACUUGUUUCUUUCUCUUCUAAUAGUUUAAUAUUUAUGGCAUUUGGACUAUUUUUUUUCACUUGUAGCCUUGAAUAUGCAGGGCUGUUUUAUAUUCUACUCCCCUAAAAAUAAUAAGAGGCUGCUGUUGGAGACAUUCUGGCCUGAUGAAGUGCAUGUUUGCUUAAAAGCCAAAGCAUUCCCGAAUGACGCAUAUUUAUUUAUUAUAGCCCUUAGAUUGAUAUAUUUCAUGAUCCAUAUCUACAUUUUUAAAAGGUAAUAUUUUAUGUCU
This is a messenger RNA of Chelmon rostratus (copperband butterflyfish), 1446 nucleotides long. RefSeq names its product homeobox protein MSX-2-like. Gene Ontology annotation, cellular component: nucleus. NCBI's taxonomy places the organism in Eukaryota, Metazoa, Chordata, Actinopteri, Chaetodontiformes, Chaetodontidae. The record is from RefSeq and is a predicted model, not a curated record. Gene Ontology annotation, biological process: embryonic morphogenesis; regulation of transcription by RNA polymerase II. The transcript has 2 exons. Gene Ontology annotation, molecular function: DNA-binding transcription factor activity, RNA polymerase II-specific; RNA polymerase II transcription regulatory region sequence-specific DNA binding. Bases 113 to 847 code for a protein of 244 amino acids.